AUGGGACGCCACGCCCUCGCCUUCGGUUUGAUCGCGACCUGCGGCGCGCUCUUGGCGCCGCGCGCGCCGCGCGCGCCGCGCGCGCGGCGGGCGGCCGCCUCUGUCGAGGACGUCGACGCGGUCGUCGUCGGCUGCGGCCCCGCGGGGCUCGCCGCGGCGAUCGAGCUGCGCGCGCGCGGCUACGAGCGCGUCGUCGCGCUCGACCGCCUGGCGUCGCCCGACACGUUCGAGACCGAGCGGGCCUACCUCUACCUCGUCGACGCGCGGGGCCAGCGCUGGACGGACCGGCACCCGGGCCUCACGGCGGCCGUCGCCGCGCGCGGCGUGAGCAACGGCAACUACACCGUGUCGCGGCUCUACCCCGACGCGCGCGGCGUCGAGACCGUCGCGCCGCUCCUCGCGCGGCCCGCGGCGGCCGGGGCGAUCUGGAUCCCGCGCGCGUCGCUCCUGGCGACGCUCGCGGACUGCGCCCGCGACCGCGGCGUCUCGCUCCGGUACGGCGCGGCGCUCGAGGGCCUGGAGCGCGAGGGCGGCGCCGUCGUCGCGUCCGCCGGCGGCGCCGCCUACCGGACGCGGCUGCUCGUGGGCGCGGACGGCGCGUCGUCGCGCGUGCGGUCGUUCCUCGGCCGGCGCGCGGCCGCGCCGCGCGUCUUCGAGCCCGUCGAGCUCGAGUCGCCGUCGGGCGGGCUCCGCUACAAGAUGCUCGAGGUCGACCCGGCGUUCGCGGCGACGGACCUGCGCACGGGCGCGCGGGUGGCGACGGCGUCCGCGCAGGCCUACGUCGUGCCCUCGAAGGCGACGAACAAGCGCGACCGCGUCCGCCUCGGCCUCCUGCCGUCGCGCGACCCGGCGCUGCCGCGGACGGCGAAUGUCAUCAGGGCCGCGGGCCACAGCGUCUGGGACCUGGAGACGGGCGACGACGUGCUCGCGUGGCUCAGGGAGCAGUUUCCGCAGCUUAAUGGCGCGGUGUCGGCCGACGCGGCGUCGCGCUUCGCGCGCGCCGGCGCCGGCGCGUUCCCGCGGCCCCGCUACACGCCGGCCGUCGCGGCGCGCGCGGGCGACUGCGACUGCUUCCUCGUCGGCGACAGCGCGCACGCGUUCCCGCCGGACCUCGGCCAGGGCUGCAACGCCGCGCUCGAGGACGUCGCCGCGCUCGGCGACGCGCUCGCCGCGAGCCGCCGGCCGACGUGGGCCUACCAGCGCGCCCGCGCGCCCGCGGCGCGGGCCGUCGCCAAGCUCGUGCAGAUCGGCUUCCCCUUCCAGUACGACCAGUCGCGGGUCCGCUCGAAGCUGUUCCUCGUGGGGCUCGCGCUCCGCGUGGCGGCGAACGCGGUCGCCGCGAGGCUCCUGCCGCCGCGGGCCGCGGCGGCCGUCGCGCCCCCGCCCGCGGCCUUUGCCGUGCUCGACGGCGAGCCCUACGUCGACAUCCUCGCGCGGCUGACGCGCGCCAACCGCGCGGUCGCCGCGGUCGCCGCCGCCGCCGCCUGCGCCGUCGCGCGAGCGGCCAUGGCCGGGUGUUAG
Molecule: messenger RNA, 1521 nt
Organism: Aureococcus anophagefferens
Lineage: Eukaryota; Pelagophyceae; Pelagomonadales; Pelagomonadaceae
Exons: 1
Coding region: 1-1521 (506 amino acids)
Biological process (GO): NAD+ metabolic process
Molecular function (GO): FAD binding; kynurenine 3-monooxygenase activity; NAD(P)H oxidase H2O2-forming activity
Source: RefSeq, a predicted model, not a curated record